UUUCCACCAAGAGUUCAUCUAAUUAUUAUCAUCGAAGGGAGCCCAAUCCUUUAAACUAACAAGCUCUCAUUGAGCUUCGUCUCAAAUGGCAACGAAGCAAAAGAUAGAGAUGAAGAUCCCGAUGGGUCACAGAAACGGUCAAAGAAAGGCCAUGGUGAUUGCUGCAGAAAAAGAUGGUAUCGACUCGAUUGCAGUAGAUGGAGAUAAGCUAGUGGUCACGGGAGUCGGAGUAGAUUUGGUCAAAUUAGUCAAAUCGUUACGGAAAAAAAUAGGGUGCACACAAAUAGUUGCGGUUUCGGAGGUGAAGAAAGAUAAAGAAGAGAAGCCACCGACGAUUCCAUUCUGUAUUCGUAUGUCGUAUUCGCAUCUGCCUGCGCGAUUGUAUGCUUAUGUCGAUGCGCCGGCGCCCAGAUAUCCUGCUCCAUCAUGGUGA
Messenger RNA from Ananas comosus (pineapple), 433 nucleotides. Its product is annotated as heavy metal-associated isoprenylated plant protein 16-like. The transcript has 3 exons. Lineage: Eukaryota; Viridiplantae; Streptophyta; Magnoliopsida; Poales; Bromeliaceae. The record is from RefSeq and is a predicted model, not a curated record. The coding region runs from base 86 to 433 and encodes 115 amino acids.